Schistosoma intercalatum is the source of this 2497-nucleotide messenger RNA. Lineage: Eukaryota; Metazoa; Platyhelminthes; Trematoda; Strigeidida; Schistosomatidae. The record is from the annotation of a GenBank genome assembly.
GUAGAUAAAGCGCCUGAAUGAGUUAAGCCGUUGCAAUGAGAUUACGACCGUUUCUUUCGAAUAUUUUUGUCAAGCGUUGUGUGAAUAUCAUUUCUCCUUGUCGUACAUGUACAGCUUUUAAACCGAUUUGUUUUUCAGACCAUGGUUCUUAUUUCGCCUCUAGGAUAUCUUUACGACAACUGCACUUCAGUCCCUAUAUUUUUGCUAUACGUGUAGUUAAUGUACCUCCAUUCGCCGAAUCUGUCACAGAAGGGGAUAUUGUAUGGAAAAAGGCCGUCGGUGAUACAGUAAAUGUAGACGAUUUGGUUGCGGAAAUCGAAACUGACAAAACUAAUGUCCCUGUCCCAGCCCCAUGUUCAGGUGUGAUAACACAAUUUCUUGUUGAAGAUGGGGGAAAAGUUACUGCAGGUCAAGAUAUUUUUAAAAUGGAGGAGGGUGCUGUUCCAACUUCCACGGUUUCUGAAAAGCUACCCCAAGAGACUGCAAAAAAGCAGCCUGAAGAGAGGCCUCUCGUCUCACCUCGAGCUCCUUCACCAGUUACUCCACCUCCAGAAAUAGCUCAAAGUCUUGCAACAACUUCAUCCUUAUCCCCAUCUCUUGAUAGUGCGCGUGCAGAACAGCGUGUAAAGAUGAGCCGUAUGAGGCUUCGGAUCGCCCAACGUCUAAAAGAUGCCCAGAAUACGUGUGCAAUGUUAAGCACAUUUAAUGAGAUUGAUAUGUCAAAUCUUUUCGAACUUAGAAGUCAGUAUAAAGAUAUCUUUUUAAAAAGUCAUGGUGUGAAGUUAGGAAUGAUGUCUACGUUUGCUAAAGCUUCUGCAGUUGCUCUUAUGGAUCAACCAGCCGUCAAUGCUGUCAUUGAUGGCCCGGACAUUAUAUACAGAGAUUAUGUUGAUAUUAGUAUUGCAGUGGCAACCCCUAAGGGUCUUGUUGUUCCUGUGUUGCGCAAUGUUGAGAAAAUGAAUUAUGCUGAUAUUGAACGUGGUAUCAAUGAUUUAGGUGUGAAGGCCCGUGACGGAAAACUGGCUGUUGAAGAUAUGGAUGGAGGGACGUUUACAAUUAGCAACGGUGGUGUGUUUGGCUCAUUAUUUGGUACCCCUAUAAUCAAUCCACCCCAAUCUGCAAUCUUAGGUUUGUAUGGCGUAUUUGAUCGACCGGUUGCACGAAAUGGACAAGUUGUCAUCCGUCCAAUGAUGUAUGUUGCCCUAACUUAUGAUCAUCGUUUGAUCGACGGUCGCGAAGCAGUAACGUUUUUACGUAAAAUCAAGGAAUUUGUUGAGGAUCCACGAACAUACUUCCUUCAGAUUUAAACAAUAUGCUUUUUUAUGAAAAGUAUUUCAAGUACAUUGUUAAUUUUCAAGUUUUAAAAUUUAUUCAAGUUUUCUUUUCAUCUAGCGUUCUAAAAUGCAACUAGUAACAAUUACAAACCUUUUAGUUUUUGUAUACAUAUAUAUAUAUACAAGUAUUCGUAUAGUACUUUCAUAACUUUCAUAUUUCAGUUGUUCAUGAACAGAGUAUGUAUUAUUUGUUCUUAGUUUAUGGAAGAAUAAUCUGUUUCUUAGAGUUUCUGCAAGGUAUUUGUAUAUUUUAUUCUCAAUAAUUAUUUCUGACCCAUUUUUAUGCGCCAGACUCUGUAAUUCUUAAUCGUAUACUUAGAUAUUUAAGUAUAUAUUAUUAGUUCAUCCUUAAUUAAUUUGUCCUUGUAAUGAUUUUAUAGAGUUAUUAAAAUGCAGUAAUCUGGUUGACAGUAGCUCUGAAUUUUUUUCCAUAUUUUUAUUUGAUAUUCAACUACAGUGGGGAUAAUUAGAUAGUUGUACUGUUUAGUCAACUAAAUUUUGUCUUAUCCUCUGUUGCGGCACAAAGUGUAUCGUCUAUUUUGAUGCAGUCAACAAGAACUGAGCCUAAAUAUGCUUGUUAAUUAUUGCAUUUACGUCAUCCAGGUGACUAGUUGUGCCUAUGAAAUUCUAAUCUUUACUCUCUUAAACUUAAAAUCUCUCUUCGUCUUAGAUCUUUCUGGCUUCUGAAAGAUUUCUUGAACUAUUUGCUGUUGUAAUGCUAUCAUAAUUACUUCGUCAACUCAUUCGGCAUUAGUAGUUAUUUUUCUUACAGGUUCUUUAUAAUAACUCAUAUAGUGACAUUAAAAUUGAAUAUAAGGGGAAGAUGCAAUUUGUAACGGCAUUUGGUUUGGAACGAAGACUAACUUUCAAGUAUUCAAAUUAUAUUCAUAAAAGACGUAUUCCUUAAUGUAUUUUUUUAAAUAGUACUCAUUUGGUUGAUAUCUGAGAUUAGUUACUCAGUGUCAGUCAAUAAAUCGAGCAUUCUGAAAAGUGUUGUACCUGUUCUCGCCUACAGAAUUAACAUGUUAACCUGAAAAUCAAGAAUAACUCAUUUCUUCGGUCAACUUUAAUGUUUAUUCUGAUAGUUUUCCUUUAUUUCGUAGCUCAUUAACGCUUCAUACAAGAUUUAUCCUGUAUAAAGAAAUUGUACAACAACGUUCUGU